CCUGGUCUCAUGGGAAAUACGUACCUCUGCACACUUUUUUGCAGCGCCACAAAUAUGUACCACCUGGUACGUAUUGCCACAGUUUUGAAACACAAACGUCCACUGGGGUCGCUAAAGAGAAGGACUGCAUGACAUUGUGAUCGACAGUAAGAGCAGAGGUUCCAGUCAUAUCAAAGAGGAAGAAGAGUAAAGUUUUUUAUUUUUUUUAGCCUAUCAAGGAACAGGAGAUUUGAAGAUCAUCUGUAAUCUCACUAUCGCUCUGCCUCAUUCAGUACAACGCAGACAGGUAUUAAAAAAUAAAUGACUGAGAGAGUCAUCUGAUCAGCCUACAGAGAAAAAUAUGGAGGAGGAAUUACACUGUGAUCUUGAGGAAAUAAUGGCUGAUUUGGAGGAGAUGCAGAGUGAGGAAGCGGUCAAAACACCACCUAAAAAACAAAAAAGAAAAAAGAUUGAUCUUAAACUUAGGUGGAAAAAAAGAGACCAAGAAGGAUUCUUGGUCUAUGAGAAGCGCAAACCAAAGAAAGACCGAUCUGGAAAACCAGUUGCCUCAACCAUUGUCUCUUCAAGUAACCCUCAAGAAGUUGAGCUCGAAACUGCAAGCACAUCUGAAGCCUCAACUUCCAAACAACAUUUUGGAGAUGUAGAUGCACAACAGAUUAUUGAUUUACAACUACAGCAACUCCAAAAUGCAAUGGAGUGUGAUGAACCCAGAUCAGCAGCAUCUCAUGAUUGGGCAUUGAGGCAAACCUUGUCUGAAGAACGCUGGGAGGAAGCAAGGCCAAAACUCCUUGACAGUUUGCUUGCUUCAGACUGUGUGCAUUAUGGUCCUUGUGAUCACUGCAGCUUGAAACAAGCAGUCAUCAGGUGCAAGGACUGUUUCCCGAAACCCCGUUACUGUGGCCAGUGUGACGUUUCUACACAUCAACAUCUUGUUUUUCACAACCGAGAGACUCUUAUAGAUGGAUUCUAUAAACCUCUCCCACCAUCAACUGCUGUGCAGGACCUCAGUGGCCAAAAUGUCAUAUAUGAACAAGUGUGUCUGCUGCCCAUUACACGACCAGACAAAAUUUGUGAUUGUGACCCUCAAAACCUGGCUGUUGUAGCUGGACGAUCUGUUGUGCUCAUCUGUAUAAAUGGUCGCUAUGACGUCUUCCUGCCAGUGAUGAAUUGCAGAGCUUGUCUUGCAUCAUGGACACCUGAGGUGGUUGACCUGUUGUUUAGUGGUUACUGGCCAGGCACUGUCGAGUUUCAAACCAUAUACAAGGUAGACCUCUUCACGUCGUUUGAGGACCUGAAGAUCACUGCACCUGGGCUUUCAAGACAAGCAUUUGUGAAAAUGUUACAACAGCGCUCACAACAAUUUGGAAGGAGUGGUAACAUUUGUGGCAACGUGUUCCAAAAAGCUUUCCUUGAAUGGACAUAUUGUCGUCAUAAAAGAGAAAAACUCUGCGGCAUUGAUCACUUCUCUUGCCCAGCUUGCACCCCAGAUACAGUUGCUGUGUCUGCAGACGGAAACAGAAAACUAUACAUAUUCAGCAAAACAAAGGGGACAGAGGAACAACCAUUUUUUGAUGGAGUUUUUCUGGCUAAUGACAAAGAUGUAGCAACAUUUGUUGAUUGUGUUCGUGAGAAGACCAUCCCAGUACAUGGAAAAGGCAUCUGUGGAACAUCAACAUGGGCUGCAGCCAGAGAGACCUCUAAAAAGACAAACACUAAAUGUGAUGAAGAGGGCCUAGAGGUGGCAGUUUGCAGGCACAGCAUAUUGCUUAGAGGGUUGAACAUGUUUAGGGGCGAGAUAUUUGCAUACCCUCUGUUUCUGCAGAAGGAACUGGCCACAAAAACAAACUGCAAGUUCUUCUGCACUGACAUCAUGUGUCGAUAUUGGCCCUAUCUUCAAAAGGUGGCUCAAGCAUUCCCAGAAAUGCAAAACCUGACUCAGAUGAAGCCAUUUCUCUCAGUUAUGCAUGCAAAGGGGCACUCUACAAAAUGUGAGGUGCAGUGGGGUGGCAAAAAUCAAACAGGGGCAGGCACAACAAUUGGUGAAGAAGUUGAACAAGUGAACAGCUUUUUGUCCCGUGUGGCUCUAACUACAAAAUACAUGAGUAAGGCUGCACGAGUAGAUAUGAUCACAUUGCAUGCCAGAGGAUGGAAUGAGCGCAAAAAAAGAAACCUGCACAAGUACUUGUCUACACGGUACUUGAAGACUAUCCAAAAGACAAAGGAAGUCAAGAAAGACAUUGCGGCUAUAAAGAAGUGCACGCAAAGGUCUGAUGAGGAACUGCAACAGUGGGUCACUGAUGUGAGACAGUGGGCAGUUGACACACCAGAUGACUUCAGAACAGAUGAUCCAGUGGCGUUGCAACAUCUGAUUGAAGGCCUAUUCUUGGGCAUCCAGCAGAAAAAGAGGGAUCUGUAUCGAGUAACCGACCGUAACAAACAGCGACACAAGAUCCGAAGACGGAUUAGAGAGGAUAAGAAAAAGCUGUUUAAUGCCAUAUCCCAAUACAAUGAUCUUCCAACCACCACAGAAUCUGUAGAUUCAGUUGAAGACCUUCUGGCAGCAGAAAGCCCUAUCUGGCCUUGGGAUUCUGAACCUGACACUUCCUUAGGCAUGAAGAAGAAGGUUUUUGACAAGGUGAUGCAGCUGGAGAGACUGAUUGAGGAAGAGGCUAUACUUUUAGAGGAAAUGAAACAACAUUGGACUCAUCUUACAAGAACCUGCAGGGCCUUGAAGGACCAGGCUAAUGUACUAGCAGAUGACCUGACCACACAGAGCUACCCUUCAGGACUGUCUGGUCAAGCUUACCAUGGCCUGCACAGUGCUGUCCUCCAAAAAUGUGAGGAGAUCAAAACGGACAUGGUAGCUGUGAAAGAAACCUACUCCCAAAUAGUAGUAAAUGGGAAUGGUGGAUCCGUUGUUGAAGAAGAUGAUGAAGACCCAUAUGAGAAUGUCUCCACAGAUGCCUCUACGGAUGAUGAAUUAUAGAUUCUCUCUUCUCCACUGCACAAACUGGUUUCCUGACCGAGUAGCUCAAGUUAGCUCUCCCCAUUGUAAAUAAUAAAACCUUGAAUCUGAAUUUUCAA
Carassius gibelio (silver crucian carp) is the source of this 3084-nucleotide messenger RNA. RefSeq lists its product as uncharacterized. NCBI's taxonomy places the organism in Eukaryota, Metazoa, Chordata, Actinopteri, Cypriniformes, Cyprinidae. The transcript has 20 exons. Bases 341 to 2986 code for a protein of 881 amino acids. The record is from RefSeq and is a predicted model, not a curated record.